Molecule: messenger RNA, 2791 nt
Organism: Amoebophrya sp. A25
Lineage: Eukaryota; Dinophyceae; Syndiniales; Amoebophryaceae
Source: the annotation of a GenBank genome assembly
CCAGAUUGUUCGAUAUAAAAAAAACGCGAUUAAAUCUUUUAGUAGAUUUACAAGUUCCACAACUUCACUUAGAAUUUUCUAUCAUUUCACUUCUUUUUUGAAGUAAACAACCACUAGAACAAAAUGACGGAGGGAAAGGAGCAUUUGUCUAUCGUGAUCUGCGGUCACGUCGAUUCCGGUAAAUCGACCACCACCGGUCACCUGCUCUUCGAGUUGGGUAAGACGAUUCUUUUCUAAAACGUUUCUGUUUGUUUUAGAGAGCAGAAUGCCCUUGUAGUUUUCAUUAAAUUAUGGCAAGUCUUCGGAUUCUGAACUUUUGCAGCUUUUCUUGACGGAGGGCCGAGAGGUGGUUUAGAAAGGACACAGUAAUUUAAAAAUCUCGAAAAUCGUUUACUCAUAUACUUUCAGGUGGUAUCCCGGAGCGUGAGUUGGAGAAGCUGAAGGCUGAGGCUGACCGUCUGGGUAAGUCUUCCUUCGCUUUCGCGUUUUACAUGGACCGCCAGAAGGAGGAGCGUGAGCGUGGUGUGACCAUUUCCGUCACCACUAAGGAAUUCUUCACGGAGAAGUGGCACUACACCAUCAUCGAUGCCCCGGGUCACCGCGAUUUCAUUAAGAACAUGAUCACCGGUGCUUCGCAGGCCGAUGUCGCCCUUAUCAUGGUCCCGGCUGAUGGUACUAUUCAUCAACUACAUUUCGUCUUUAUUUGUCGCUGCUAUACUCGACAAACAGUUCUGCAAUCUACAAAAUAUGGUGAAUUCGAACCAAAACAAUCGAUGUCUCUGGUGUAAGCUGGAGCACUACGCUUAUCUUGAUCUGCUCAAUGAGAUUGCAGUCACUUACAGUUUUUCUUUUGGAUUUGAGAAAUACUGGAAAUUUGAAAACAGUUUUUUGCCAUCGAUCCGACCACAGGUAACUUCACCACUGCCAUCCAGCGUGGAAACCACAAGGCUGGUGAGAUCCAGGGUCAGACCCGUCAGCACUCCCGUCUGAUCAACUUGUUGGGCGUGAAGCAGAUCAUCAUUGGUAUCAACAAGAUGGAUUGCGACACCGCUGGUUACAAGCAGACCCGUUAUGACGAGAUCGCCAACGAGAUGCGCAACAUGCUUGCCAAGGUCGGCUGGAAGAAGGACUUCCUGGAGAACCAGGUGCCGUACAUGCCGAUCUCCGGUUGGUGCGGUGACAACUUGGUGAAGAAGACUACCAACAUGUCCUGGUGGAAGGGCGCUGAUGUCAAGGUCGGCUCUGAGACCGUCCACGUCGACACCCUGUACGACUGCCUGAACAACAUGUGCCGCGUUCCGGAGCGCCCGAUCGACGCCCCGAUGCGCCUCCCGAUCUCCGGUAUCUACAAGAUCAAGGGUGUCGGUGAUGUGCUUGCCGGCCGUGUCGAACAGGGUAUCGUCAAGCCCAACGAGGAAGUCAUCUUUUUGCCGACCCACACCGCCGCCAACGCCUGCGCCGGAAAGGUGUUCCAGAUCGAGAUGCACCACAAGUCGGUGCCGGAGGCCAAGCCAGGUGACAACGUCGGUAUGAACGUGAAGAACUUGGAUAAGCAGAACAUGCCGCGUUCCGGUGACGUCAUGAUCUACAAGAAGGACACCACCCUCUCCGCCGUUAAGGCCUUCGAUGCUCAGAUUCAGGUCCUCGAUAUCCCGAACGAGAUCAAGAUCGGCUACUCCCCGAUCGGUUUCGUGCGCUGCGGACGCGCUGCCUGCCGUAUCUCUGCUCUGAAGUGGAAGAUGGGUAAGGAGACUGGUGGUAAGAAGAUGGAGGAGCCGCACUCCUUGAAGUCCAACGAGAUGGCCCAGGUGACCUUCGAGCCGCAACAGCCGCUCGUCGCUGACUCCUUCAAGAACUGCGAGGGUCUCUCCCGUGUCGCGUUCAUGGACGGAAACGGUGUGGUCAUGUUGGGAAAGGUGGUCUCUGUCGAGGCCAAGGUCUUCGAGGCCAAGAAGAAGUAAACACAUCAUCAUUCCAUGAAGAUGGAGCACGGAAGUGCGUGACGAAUCAAACAACUCUAACGUGUACCUACAACUCUUAUGAGCUAGGUCACGUACAAAUACAAGAUCUACUUGUGUACUAAAAAACAUCAUACUAAUAUCUCAUCAUCAUAAGACGAAGAUGGAAAACACAAUACUCUACACAAAUUGAUGGAGAUGAAUCUUCAUUAACUGACGACAUAGGAAGGUCGCAAACUUUCAUCUAAGCACGCACUAUCAUAGGAGUACAAGAGCGUGAAAGUAGAAUCUAUCAUGUAGGAGAUGUCAACUAAUCAUGUUAGAAUUCAUAAUUUUCCGUUUUUCAUCAACAUUUAGAUUUGCAAGUCAUGAUCAUCAACAAGGUGUUAUCGCCCUGCUACUACACUUUCGUGACUUGCCUCUCGCGUUGUUGUAAUGCAGACGUUAGAGAUGUUGAUGAAAUAAUCUGAUGUAAGGAGAUUAUCCUUAUCUACUAUAACUGAAGAUCUUAACAUAUCAGAAACGAAUGCUUAUCCACUUCUCAUGAUGCAGGAGAUGAAUAUGUUGCAUUUUACCAUACGCUGCUCGUACGGGAGGUUCCGCCAUAUUCGUGACCUUCACGACGAAUCCAGGUGCUACGUAUCAAUGGCACUCACAGACUUUACACUGCGCCUUCAAAACAACAUACUUCUCUAAAUAUCAUUGUGAUGUUAGAAUUUGUAUUCGGCUGCAUUGAAAGCUACUCGUAAAACACGCAACUCGACGACGUAAAACUUACAAACUCGGUUUCUCUGGAGCGAGGCGCUUUUCUGUACUACGCACGUGGCCACCGG